This is a messenger RNA of Malurus melanocephalus (red-backed fairy wren), 849 nucleotides long. It is a transcript of the gene TM4SF19, whose product is annotated as transmembrane 4 L six family member 19. The coding region runs from base 25 to 642 and encodes 205 amino acids. The transcript has 4 exons. Gene Ontology annotation, cellular component: membrane. Lineage: Eukaryota; Metazoa; Chordata; Aves; Passeriformes; Maluridae. The record is from RefSeq and is a predicted model, not a curated record.
CCCGUUCCCGUGCAGGACGUUCCCAUGUGCGUGGGGAAGUGCAGCCGGAUCGUGGGGCCGUCCCUGCUGGUGCUGGGCUCGCUGUCGGUGGCGGCCGGAAUUCUGCUGCUGUUCCCCGGCGGAGCAUCCCGGUACCUGCGGGAGGGGCGCAUCGGCCGCCACGCCAAAGCCGUGCCGGGCGUCUGGGGCGGCGGCAUCGCCGUGCUGCUGGCGGCCGCCCAUGUCACGGCGCUGGGGUGGCGGAGCUCCGGCUGCGGCAGCCGCCACCACGCGUUCAUCUCGGUGGUGCUCUCCAAGCUGGCGCUCCUGGGCGCUGCCUCCUGCUUCGUCCUGUCCGGGGUGGGUUUGACCAAUGGUCCCCUCUGCUUCUACAACACCAGCGAGCUCGGCCUGGGCCACGGGGCCCUCUGGGGUUACCCCUUCCUGGAUGCCAUCGACCAGGGCCCCGAUGCCAGGGUUGAGAAUUACCUGUACAACCAGAGAGCCUGGAGCAUCUGCCUGGAGCCCGAGGGCAUCGUCACCUGGCACGUCUCCCUCUUCGCMCUGCUGCUGCUCAUCAGCGUGGCCGAGAUGCUGCUGGCCCUGCUGCAGAUCGUCAAUGGCUGCCUCGGCUGCCUCUGCGGCUUCUGCGAGGGCAAGUAGGGCUCGGSAUGGUGCCCGGAGGCUGCGGCUCGGAGGAGGCACCACCCCAGGUGUCACUUGGCUGCUGGCAUCAGCCACGGAGGGGCACAGCGGGGACUGUGACAUCUGCCAGCUGCAGGAGCCCCAGGGGUGAUGGACAGAGUCCCCGGGGGAUGGACAGAGUCCCCGUGGGGAUGGACAGAGUCCCCAGGGGAUGGACAGAGUCCC